UAUUUACUUAGAAACCAUUGGCAAGAACGCAGGCUAAAGCAAAUUUCUCAAUAUUUUCUGUAACUUUCCUAGUGCCAAACAAGUUCUUGAAGGGCUGUAUUCGAAGAUCACUAGCGGAAUUCUGAUAGAACCUGAGACAGCGACUUUAUACUGAGGUGAAGCAGAGUGUUGGACGACUGGACGGGGACAAAAAAUGCGAGAAAUUGUUCAUUUUCAAGUAGGCCAAGGCGGCAACCAAAUUGGCGGGAAAUUCUGGGAGGUGGUGUCAGACGAACACGGGAUCGACCCCACGGGGACCUACCAUGGGGACAGCGACCUGCAGCUGGAGAGGAUCAACGUCUACUAUAACGAGGCCACGGGCGGCAAGUACGUGCCCCGGGGGAUCUUGGUGGAUCUGGAGCCAGGAACGAUGGACAGUAUCCGAUCUGGACCCUUCGGACAAAUUCACAGACCGGACAAUUUUAUCUUCGGACAAUCCGGGGCCGGAAACAACUGGGCCAAAGGUCAUUACACCGAAGGGGCGGAGCUAGUGGACUCAGUCCUAGAUGUCGCUCGAAAAGAGGCGGAGUCUUGUGAUUGUUUACAGGGCUUUCAACUUGCUCACUCCCUGGGUGGGGGCAGCGGCUCGGGUCUGGGGACACUGGUCAUCAGCAAAGUCAGGGAGGAAUACCCGGACAGGAUCAUGACCACCUACUCCAUCGUCCCGUCCCCUAAAGUCUCUGAUGUAGUUGUAGAACCUUACAACGCCACCCUCUCCAUACACCAGCUGGUAGAGAACACAGACAUGACCUACGUCAUUGACAACGAGGCGCUUUACGACAUCUGCUUCAGAACUUUGAAGCUCACAACGCCGACCUAUGGGGAUCUGAACCAUUUAAUAUCAGCCGCCAUGUCGGGCAUCACGACCUGUCUCCGCUUCCCCGGCCAGCUGAACUGUGACCUCCGCAAGAUGUGUGUCAACAUGGUCCCCUUCCCCCGGCUGCACUUCUUCAUCCCUGGCUUCGCUCCCCUGACGUCACGCGGCUCCCAGCAGUACCGCGCCAUCACGGUGCCGGAGCUGACGCAGCAGAUGUUUGACGCCAAGAACAUGAUGGCCGCCUGCGACCCGCGGCACGGCCGGUACCUGACGGUGGCAUGCAUGUUCAGGGGUCGGAUGUCGACGAAGGAGGUUGACGAACAAAUGCUGAACGUCCAGAACAAGAACUCGUCCUACUUCGUCGAGUGGAUCCCCAACAACGUCAAGACAGCCAUGUGCGACAUCCCGCCCAGGGGCCUCAAGAUGUCGGCCACAUUUGUCGGCAACACGACGGCCAUACAGGAACUCUUCAAGAGGAUAUCGGAGCAGUUUACGGCCAUGUUCAGGAGAAAGGCCUUCCUCCACUGGUACACUGGCGAGGGCAUGGACGAGAUGGAGUUCACUGAGGCCGAGUCCAACAUGAACGACCUGGUCUCAGAGUUCCAGCAGUACCAGGAUGCCACAGCUGAGGAGGAGGGAGAGUUUGAGGAGGAAGAGGAGGAGGGGGAGGCGGCGUAACGUGACCGACAGACUUUCCGAUUCCAUUUUUCAUGACCGUUUGAAUGUGAUAUCCGCGGGGGUUGGUUAGAUACAGCAUCUAUCAUACAGUUGAUACAGCAUCUGUCAUACAGUUGAUACAGCAUCUAUCAUACAGUUGAUACAGCAUCUGUCAUACAGUUGAUACAGCAUCUAUCAUACAGUUGAUACAGCAUCUAUCAUACAGUUGAUACAGCAUCUAUCAUACAGUUCAUUCAUUGAACAUUUGCAACUGUUACCUGUAGAACAAUUAGUUGAAACUAUUAUCUAUAGCAAAGUAGUUGAAACCAUCAAUAGAUGUCUGCAGCACAUAGUUAAUUUUUAAUUGAAAGUUACAGUGAAUAUCUAAAGAAUCAAAUUGUUUAAAGGGUCCUGACUGACUCUCGUUUAACCGACGAUUUCCAGUCUGGACCCACUUACAACUAGGUUGUAAAGGAAAGAAUAGUUAUUAGCAUAGGCUGGCUUAGAUUCUAACAUAAGGGAAACAAUCCGGGUAAAUCCGGACAGGGAGAGCAUUUGGUGAAAGUAGCAGAAUGAAUGUGACAUUUUCACUGUUUGUAAUGAUUUACAUGAUUUACACGAUUUACAGUUUAAUUUACUUUGAUUUACAAUUGUUUACACUUGUACAACGGAUUGAGACUGACUAAUAAAUUGGACACUGAC
Physella acuta is the source of this 2215-nucleotide messenger RNA. RefSeq names its product tubulin beta-4B chain. Lineage: Eukaryota; Metazoa; Mollusca; Gastropoda; Physidae. The record is from RefSeq and is a predicted model, not a curated record. Gene Ontology annotation, molecular function: GTP binding; GTPase activity; structural constituent of cytoskeleton. Gene Ontology annotation, cellular component: microtubule. Gene Ontology annotation, biological process: microtubule-based process.